Messenger RNA from Ricinus communis (castor bean), 438 nucleotides. RefSeq lists its product as uncharacterized. The coding region runs from base 1 to 438 and encodes 145 amino acids. The record is from RefSeq and is a predicted model, not a curated record. Gene Ontology annotation, cellular component: vesicle; extracellular region. The transcript has a single exon. Gene Ontology annotation, biological process: regulation of double fertilization forming a zygote and endosperm; regulation of protein localization to cell surface; double fertilization forming a zygote and endosperm. Lineage: Eukaryota; Viridiplantae; Streptophyta; Magnoliopsida; Malpighiales; Euphorbiaceae.
AUGAUGAUGAUGAAGAAAGUGUUUGCUGUUGUGCUACUUUUCAUUGUUUUUACAGCAUCAUCAGCUGCCGAUGAUGAUGCACCAACACCACCAGGAGCACCAAAGUUUCCCGGCUUUCCAUUUCGUCAUAGACAAUUCCCAUGGGGGCCUGGUCAUGCAUUUCCACCACUACCUGCUGGUCAUGCCAAGCUUCCAUCUCCUGACCCUAAAUUUCAGAAAUGUUUCCAGGAUUUCCAUGUUGAUCAAGGAUGUGUCCAACAAAUCAUGACAUCUUUUACUUCUCAUAAAGUCAAUCUUGAUGCUAAAUGUUGCCAGUCUGUUCAACAAAUCGUUGAUGAUUGUAUUUCGGCUAUUUUUGGUCACUUUGGCAACCCCUUCUUUGGUCCUCUUCUGAAGAAAGUUUGCUCAUCAGGAUCGCCAUCUCCUCCAUCAGCAUGA